Molecule: messenger RNA, 4767 nt
Organism: Phalaenopsis equestris
Lineage: Eukaryota; Viridiplantae; Streptophyta; Magnoliopsida; Asparagales; Orchidaceae
Product: brefeldin A-inhibited guanine nucleotide-exchange protein 2-like
Exons: 11
Coding region: 46-4695 (1549 amino acids)
Biological process (GO): regulation of ARF protein signal transduction
Cellular component (GO): trans-Golgi network
Molecular function (GO): guanyl-nucleotide exchange factor activity
Source: RefSeq, a predicted model, not a curated record
GACUCGUCUACUGUCCCCGUACAACCCAUCGUUGUUGCAGACCUUAUGGCAGAUCCCACUUCCGACCCCUCUGCCGCCGCAUCUUCCGAAUUCAGCUUUGUGCAGAGCUUCAUCACUAAGAUCAUUAACGACAUUGAUGUCGUCCUUAACCCACCCACUCCAUCAGCUGCUGCGGGUAAGUACGACGGUGCGUUCGAGUCCACUUCCGUCGAGAACACCAACCCUGCUGACCUGUUGGACUCCAAUGACAAGGAGCUCCUUGACGCCAAGUACUGGGAAAUCAGCUUGUACAAGACCGCGCUAGAAGGGAGAAAGGAUGAGCUGGGCGCUGACGGGAUGUUGGAUAGAGAGGACGAUCAGGAGGUUCAGAUAGGAAACAAACUAAGGAGGGAUGCGUUUCUUGUGUUUCGGGCGCUCUGUAAACUCUCCAUGAAGACUCCUCCAAAGGAGGCAUUGGCUGAUCCGACACUCAUGAGGGGUAAGAUCUUGGCUUUGGAGCUUCUCAAGAUUUUGUUGGAGAAUGCUGGAGCAGUGUUCAGAACAAGUGAUAGAUUUUUGGGGGCUAUCAAGCAGUAUCUAUGCCUAUCCCUAUUGAAGAACAGUGCUUCAACUCUCAUGGUUGUUUACCAGCUUUCUUGCUCUAUUUUUAUGAGCUUGGUAUCAAGGUUUCGACCAGGAUUGAAGGCAGAAAUCGGAGUUUUUUUCCCCAUGAUUGUUCUCAGAGUUCUUGAAAAUGUUGCUCAACCCAACUUUCAGCAGAAGAUGAUUGUUCUUCGAUUUUUGGACAAGCUAUGCGUGGAUUCUCAGAUCCUGGUGGAUAUUUUUGUCAAUUAUGAUUGUGACGUGCACUCACCGAAUAUAUUUGAGAGGAUGGUUAAUGGCUUGUUGAAGACUGCUCAGGGCUCACCAGCAGGCUCUUCUACCACAUUGGUUCCACCUCAGGAUGUUUAUAUGAAAAGUGAAGCAAUGAGGUGUUUAGUUGCAAUUUUAAACUCAAUGGGAAAUUGGAUGAAUAAACAAUUGAGAAUACCAGAUCCUCCACUUGAAAUUGCUGAGAGCAAUACAGAAAAUGGAAAUGAGCUCCAUUUGGAAGAUGUUAGAGCAGAACUGCCACCCGGGGGAUCAGAUUUUCACUCUGAAACGGCAAAUGGUCUACCAGAAGCUGCAUCCUUGGAGAAGCGGAGAGCAUACAAACUUGAACUUCAGGAAGGUAUAUCAGUUUUUAAUCAGAAACCCAAAAAAGGCAUUGAAUUCCUUAUUAAUGCAAAGAAGGUAGGUGAUUCGCCAGACGAAAUAGCUGUUUUCCUUAAAAGUACACCUGGCUUGAACAAAACACUUAUUGGUGAUUACUUAGGGGAGAGAGAGGGUUUACCUUUAAAAGUUAUGCAUGCAUUUGUGGAUUCAUUUGAGUUUCAAGGAAUGGAGUUCGAUGAAGCAAUCAGAUCUUUUCUACAAGGCUUUAGGCUGCCUGGUGAGGCACAAAAAAUUGAUAGGAUCAUGGAAAAAUUUGCUCAGCGGUACUGCAAAUGCAACCCAAAUGUCUUUUCUAGUGCAGACACAGCUUACAUCCUUGCCUACUCUGUAAUAAUGCUCAAUACCGAUGCACACAACCCAAUGGUCAAAAACAAGAUGUCUCUAGAGGAUUUUAUAAGUAAUAAUCGUGGUAUUGAUGAUGGCAAAGAUCUACCUGAAGAAUACUUAAGAGCCUUAUAUGAAAGGAUUUCCAGGAAUGAAAUUAAGAUGAAAGAAGAUGAAUUGGUUCCUAAUAAAAAACAAUCUACAAAUUCAAGCAAAAUACUAGGCUUGGAUAGCAUUUUGAAUCUUGUCAUACGCAAGAGGGAUGCACCUCUAGAGACAAGUGAUGAUCUAAUUAGGCACAUGCAAGAACAAUUCAAGGAAAAAGCUCGCAAAACUGAGUCAGUAUAUUAUGCUGCAGCCGAUGUGGUAAUUUUGAAAUUCAUGGUUGAGGUUUGCUGGGCACCAAUGUUAGCAGCCUUUAGCGUUCCACUUGACCAGAGUGAUGAUGAAUCAGUAAUAUCCCUAUGCCUAGAAGGAUUCCGCCAUGCAAUCCAUGUCACAGCAGUUAUGUCUAUGAAAACCCAAAGAGAUGCUUUCAUCACUUCAUUAGCAAAGUUCACUUCUCUCCACUCAGCUGCUGACAUCAAGCAAAAAAAUAUUGAUGCAAUCAAGGUAGUUUUUCUUGUAGCUGAUGAAGAUGGAAAUUAUUUGCAAGAGGCUUGGGAACAUAUUCUGACAUGUGUUUCACGAUUUGAACAUUUGUAUCUUUUGGGAGAAGGUGCUCCUCCAGACGCUGCUUUUUUCUCAACUCCUCAAGCUGAACUAGAUAUAUCUAAACAGGCUAAGCCAUCCAUUCUCCCGGUGCUUGUGAAAAAGGUUCCUGGACAAAUUCCAUAUGCUGUUGCAUCUGCCAGAAGAGGCUCCUAUGAAAGUGUUGGUGUCGGUGGUUAUGCUUCUGGUGUGGUUACUACAGAGCAACUGAACAACUUGGUUUCAAACUUAAACAUGUUGGAGCAAGUUGGAAUAUCUGAAGUGAACAAUAUAUUCAUUCAAAGUGAGAAAUUGAACAGCGAGGCUAUUGUUGAUUUUGUGAAGUGUCUUUGUAAGGUAUCUAUGGAGGAAUUACGGUCCACGUCUGAUCCACGUAUCUUCAGCCUGACAAAAAUUGUAGAGAUUGCGCAUUACAACAUGAAACGUAUUAGGCUUGUAUGGUCUAACAUUUGGCAUGUGCUAUCGAAUUUCUUCGUCACUGUUGGUUGUUCCGAGAAUUUAUCAAUUGCCAUCUUUGCAAUGGAUUCCUUGCGGCAGCUAUCAAAAAAGUUUAUUGAGCGUGAAGAACUGGCAAACUACAAUUUUCAGAAUGAAUUUUUAAAACCUUUUGUCAUUGUUAUGCGUAAGAGUAGAGCUGUUGAAAUUAGGGAAGUCAUCAUCAGAUGCGUUUCUCAGAUGGUAUUGGCUUGUCCUAGUAGUGUCAAGUCAGGAUGGAAGAGCAUGUUCAUGAUAUUCACGACAGCAUCCUACGAUGAUCACAAAAAUAUUGUUGUUCUUGCCUUUGAAAUAAUCGAAAGGAUCUUACGGGAGUAUUUUCCUUACAUAACUGAAACCGAGACAACCACAUUUACAGACUGUGUUAAUUGCCUUAUUGCGUUUACUAAUAGUAGGUUUAAUAAGGACAUCAGCCUCAAGGCAAUUGGUUUUCUUCGGUUCUGUGCUGCAAAGCUUGCAGACGGUAAACUUGGUUCCUAUUAUAGGGAUGAGGAGGCAGCAUCAGAACCUAACGGGCUACUUUCGCCUAAUAGAGUUAAGGAUUCAAAGGAUAAUCAGUUUAUUGACAAAGAUGAUCAUCUACACCUCUGGUUCCCAUUGUUGGCAGGUUUGUCGGAACUUUCCUUUGAUCUAAGACCUCAAAUUAGGAAAAAUGCUUUGGAAGUGCUCUUUGAGACAUUACGCAACCAUGGCCAUCAUUUCACUUUACCUUUAUGGGAGAGAGUGUUUGAUUCAGUUCUCUUUCCAAUAUUUGACUAUGUACGGCAUGCUAUUGAUCCUUCAGGCAUUGAACCUCACGGACAUGGAUUAGGAGUUGAUGCAGCUGAAUUUGAUCAAGAUGCAUGGCUAUAUGAGACAUGCACGCUUGCCCUUCAGUUAGUUGUGGAUCUGUUUUUAAAAUUUUAUGAUACGGUACAUCCACUGCUAAACAAAGUCCUGAUGCUACUGACAAGUUUCAUUAAGCGGCCCCAUCAAAGUCUUGCUAGUUUUGGGAUUGCUUCAUUUGUUCGUCUGAUGAAUAAUGCUGGAUCUCUCUUUGCAGAGGACAAGUGGUUAGAAGUGGUCCUAUCUCUAAAGGAAGCUGUCAAUGCAACGCUUCCUGAUUUUUCAAUUAUUUCAUCUGAAUCAUAUCUUGAGCACGAAUUAAGGGAUGAUGAGCAUUCUUCUUUAAGCCAAAAUAAGGAUGAAAUGGAGGACUCAGGAGAUGAAAAUUUGCUAGGUUUGAGAACAAAAAAAGUGCAUUCUGCUGUGGCUGAUGCCAAAUGCCGUGCAGCUAUUCAACUUUUAUUGAUUCAGGCUGUGUUGGAGAUAUACAGUGCGUACCGAGGCCAGUUAUCUGUCAAAACCAUAAUUAUAUUGUUUGAAGCCUCGCAUUCCAUAGCAUCUCAUUCUCACAAAAUAAACAGCGAUACUGAUCUGAGGAUGAAGCUGCAAGACCUGAGCUCUAUGACCCAAUUACAAGACCCACCAUUGCUCCGUCUUGAGAACGAGUCAUAUCAGAUAUGUCUCACUCUCUUGCAAAACGUCCUAUUGGACACACCGAUUGAUGGGGAUCUAGAAAUUGAGGCUUACCUUAUUGAGCUCUGCAGAGAGGUCCUGCAAGUAUAUAUUAAUGCAGCUAAGCCAUGGCAGCCUAUCGACGCCUCGUCGAGCGCCCAACAAAAACCUCAGUGGCUCAUCCCUCUCGGCUCUGGAAAACGGAGAGAGCUUGCUGUAAGAGCACCUAUGGUUGUCGAGACUCUUCAAACUAUUAGCGGAUUAGCUGAUUCUACAUUUGAGAGAAACUUGGCAAUGUUCUUCCCUCUUUUCAUUGAACUUAUUAAAUGUGAACAUGGGACGAAUGAAGUACAGUUGGCGCUGAGCGACGUGCUUGCUUCAUGGGUUGGCCCGAUUUUGUUGCAGUCAUCCUGAAGUAGGAUGUGUUCAUAUUUGUUAGAUAUAUGAUAAGAGCUUCCAUUUGUCUUCAGCUAUUCACCACUUUUU